This is a messenger RNA of Hibiscus syriacus, 639 nucleotides long. RefSeq lists its product as uncharacterized. Bases 1 to 639 code for a protein of 212 amino acids. The record is from RefSeq and is a predicted model, not a curated record. The transcript has 2 exons. NCBI's taxonomy places the organism in Eukaryota, Viridiplantae, Streptophyta, Magnoliopsida, Malvales, Malvaceae.
AUGGAAAAUCCGUUGAAAACUCACAAAUAUGGCAAGAGCUACAUCGUCACAAAGCAAAAGCCUUUCUCCUUCACUCUUGUCGGUAAUCCCCAGUUCUGGUUCGCCAUUUCCAACACUCUCAUCCUCAUCAUCGCAGCCGAUUACUGCGCUUUUGCUUCCUCGAAAGAUCCGAAACCCGACCUUUACGACGAAUAUGUGUUGCAUGGCCAAGCAAGGAGGACACAUAUUACUGCUGUACCUGUGCCUGUUCCUUCAUUUUUCGAAGAAAGUAGUCCCAAGGAAGAAGAAGACGUAGCUGAUCAAAAGAAGAAUGAAAUCCCAGUAAGAAUAUCGGAUGAUAAAUUGCAUCAACAACAUCCCAUGAAACCUGAUAAUGAAGCUUGUGAUCAUCAGACAAUUAAACCUCGAACUAUCAGAAGAAGCAAGUCUGAUAAAGUGAAACGUGUUGCAUGUCGUGGAAGGGAAAACAAUUUGCAGAGAUCGAAGACUGAAAAGCUUGAUGAACCAGUUGGAAAAGAGAAAGCGUCCAUAGAAGAAGAUCAAAACGAGUUUUCGACUAUGUCGGACGAGGAACUCAACAGGAGAGUUGAAGAGUUUAUUCGAAAGUUCUACAAUACUAAUACGAACACGAAUAGAUGA